AUGAGGCGGCGGCCGGGAGUAGCGGGGCUGCAGACGGCAGCAGCAGUGAGGGGGCAGUACCGGUCGCUGGGGGAGGAUGUGGCGAAGCAGCGCCAGGAGUCGCUGCGGCAGCAGCUUGAAACAUUUAGAGGCUUCCUCAUGGACUUUGCUCAGAAGCACAAGAGUGACAUCAGCAGAAACCCGGCGUUCAGGGCGCAGUUCCACGCCAUGUUUGCGCAGUGCGGAGUGGACCCCCUCGCCAUAUUCCUCUCUCCCCUCUCCCCAUGUUCCGCUCUGCCCCCCAUCCUCCCCUCGUGCCAGAGCGAUAUCCGCAGCAACCCAGCAUUCAGGGCGCAGUUCCACGCCAUGUGUGCGCAGUGCGGGGUGGACCCCCUGGCCUCCAACAAGGGCUUCUGGAACGAGCUGCUGGGCUUCGGUGACUUCUAUUAUGAACUCGAAGGGCGCACAGCUGGUAGAGACGUGCAUGGCAACGAGGGAGUGCAGCUGAUAGAGACGUGCAUGGCAACGAGGGCGGACAACGGCGGGCUGAUCAAUCUGGAGGAGCUGCGGCGCCUCGUGGCGGGCAAGCGCCGCAUGCCGCUGGACGCGCUCUCCCAUGACGACUGCAUGCGCGCCCUCGCCACCAUCAAGGUUUGUGUGACGCCUUUUGAGUCGCCUCAAUACUCGUCUACUUACAUGCGGAUUCUAUAUCGGUGUGAUGGGUCCCAGCGCACCUCAAGUGUUUCGAGUGGAAAUUGGCAUAGUUACAUAGUCCCUAGGAGGGGGUUUAGCGGUGGAGAGAGUGGGUGCAGCACACGUGGUUUACUCUUUAAAACCUCUCAAAGACCCUCCAUCGUCGUCCCAACCUAUUGCCGUCAUCGGCAGUCCCUAGGAGGAGGGCUUGCGGUGGAGAAGGUGGGGGCGACUCACGUGGUGUCGCUCUCUUGCCCGUGCCCCUCCUCCUGCACCUCAACCCGCCGCGUCCUCUCCCUUGUCUCCCUUUGUCAUCGGCAGUCCCUAGGAGGAGGGUUUGCGGUGGAGAAGGUGGGGGCGACACACGUGGUGUCACUCUCUUGCCCGUGCCCCUCCUCCUGCACCUCAACCCGCCACGUCCUCUCCCUUGUCUCCCUUUGUCAUGGGCAGUCCCUAGGAGGAGGGUUUGCAGUGGAGAAGGUGGGGGCGACACAUGUGGUGCGCUCGCUGCCUCGGGAGCUCAGCACUGACCAGAACGACAUCCUCCGCCUUGCGCAGGUGACAUGGCAGGCGUGUGGGUGUGUGACCAUUGCAGACAUUCUCUCUGCCACGUCGUGGCAGCACGGCCGAAUCAACGAUGCUCUUGAUGCCCUGCUCAAGGAAGGCAUAGCGAUGGUGGAUGAUGGCGAUCCCGAUGGUCAACGGCGCUACUGGUUUCCAUGCUUUGACAUCGCCGCACCGACAUCUCUGUAA
This is a messenger RNA of Closterium sp. NIES-65, 1425 nucleotides long. The record is from the annotation of a GenBank genome assembly. NCBI's taxonomy places the organism in Eukaryota, Viridiplantae, Streptophyta, Zygnematophyceae, Desmidiales, Closteriaceae.